AUGAACAAGGGCAGUGGAGCUAAUGGCGGGGGAGAGUCAUCAAUGAGGACGGAGCGAGGAGCCUGGGGAGGAUGCAGACACGCGUUUGGUGUCGGGGCUCUGGAGGAGGACGAUGAUGAUAUCUAUGCCAGGGAUUCGCUUUCACGUUACGAUUCGGUGUUGGGUGAGGUGGAGACGGGAGACGGGUUGUAUGGAUGGACUGCUCCACAAAUCCACAGGAAGGGAAAAGGCUCAGAUAUUCCGACAGGAUACAUCGGCAAACUGCUGGAGGGUUUCACACUGGGAUCCAAGCUGCCCAAAUCAAUGAAGGUAUACGAACCUCCAGAGCUGCCCAGGGAUUACCGACCAGUUCACUACUUCCGGCCAGUGGUGCCUUCAGGUGCCGUCAGCAGCACAGUGGCCCAGGCCCUGCUGGAAUCGACAGGGCAGCUCAACAGUGACACGACCAUGAAGAGCCGUCACCAGCUGAACGCAGCUCAGCGCAGGGAGCUGCUGGGAGAGAGAGCUCUGCCAGGGCCCCGCUCAGUGUUCGAUCUCCUUGCUGAAGAGGAUAAGUUGAGGCUACAGGAGGUGCAGCGAACAGCGAGCCAUGUUCCCAGCCCACACCCGCCUGGGCCACUGCCCUCCCAGCCCAGCAGCAGUGGGUUUAAACCCUUCCUGAAGGAGCCUGGAAAGCAGAAGCGGUACGAGGAGUACGUGAGGAAGCUGAACGCUGGCCAUCAUGAUGCCCUGAACAGCAGCCUGGACCCCAGCAUGACGGAAUGGGAGCAGGGGCGUGAGCGGGAGGAAUUCAGCCGAGCCGCAGCUCUGUAUCGCCCUGUCAGCACCUCCUUGUCCUCCCGCUUCACUCGUGCCAAGCUGCUGGAUGACUCGGACCAAGUGGAGGUCCCAGAACAGCAAGAGGGUGACGUCAAUGACAAGGAGGCUGCAGUGAAAAUGAAGAUGUUUGGGGCUCUGACCAGAGACAAGUUUGAGUGGCAUCCUGACAAACUGCUCUGCAAACGGUUCAAUGUCCCGGACCCCUACCCUGGGUCAACAGUUGUUGGACUGCUUAAGGUGAAACGAGACAAGUAUUCGGUGUUCAACUUCUUAACGGCUCCCUCUGUUCCUGCAUCCAGUGGGAUGGAGCCAACAAAGGGAUCUGGACAGUCAAACACAUCAUCUAAAGCUCCUGAAUUGAAGCGAAAGUCCAGGUGGGACCUGUCAGCGGAGGACAAGGGGAAAGGUGCUGCUGGACAACCGCGGGCUGUGGCUGGACCUGAAACAGUGCCGGAAAGCAGCUCAGUUCUGCCGCAGGGAGAGAAACCUGGACACAGCCAGCAAAACCAACCGGAAGAUAAGGCAGAUUCUGAGGAGGAUGAGAAAAGCCGACUGCCCAUGGACUUGUUCAAAGCCGUCUUUGCUAGCUCAUCAGAGGAACAAUCCUCAUCAUCAUCAUCCUCUGAUGAAGACGACGAGGACAACAGUGAAAUAGAGGAUGCUCCUGAGCAACAAGAUACUGUCAAGCCUGGACAGCAAGCUAAUUCUCCCAACGAUCAGCCAGAUUCGGUGAAGGAGGAGUUGGGUUUCAGAGCGAAAGGACAUGAUGGCACGACACGACCUGGGCAGUGCAAUCCACAGACGUCCCCUGACACAGAGGAGUUUGGGCCUCGGCUGCCCCCAGCUCUGCUUCAUGGAACCCCGGUGCCUGGAUCUAUAAGAGCAGAAGCACACAGUGGCAGCACCUCGUACUUGGGCGAAAGGGAGCAACGGACACACAACGGCAGCCCCCCAUGCUCGGCGGACAGAGAGCGACAGACAUACAGAAGCAGCCCCUCACACUCUGAGGAGAGAGAGCGAAAGAAGCAUAAAGAUCGGCGGAAAGCGAAGAAGCAGAAUAAGAAAAAGAAGCACAAGAAAAAAAAAGAGCGGCGGAGAGCCCGAGGUCGGAGUCCAAGCAGCAGCAGUGAAGGGACUGGAGGAGAAUCACGGUCCCCUCCUAUUGUGGAUCUGUUGCAGAGGUUGAAGAAGGUUCCACUGAUGCAUCAUUGAAAUGGGGUGUGAUGACUUCGGCCAUCAAUGACCGGACCCCUCCACUCUCCUGACCUCUGGGCAGUCUGCGUAGUGACCAGCUGCAGGGGACAGAGGCAGCUGUCCACUUUGCUGACCAACAUUUCCUGCCUUGCACAGACUGAUUACUCCCUCCUUCCCAUGGUGCUGUUGCUGUGUCUGACCCCCACCCAGCAGUACCUUUCCUCUGUGGUGCAGCCAGUAACCUGUUCUCCAUCACUUUAAGGUUGGCCUCGGGUAACAGCAGAUGAUGCUGGCAGGAUUCACCUGGUUGGGGAGAGAAGCAGCAUCGAUACUGCACCCAGCUUCAUCUCACUCAGAUUGUGAAUCUCUUGUAUAGUGUAUCAGCGUUUGUAUAGUUCCUGACUGGAGACUGAAUAAAACUAUCGUUUACCAAGUAA
Molecule: messenger RNA, 2450 nt
Organism: Mobula hypostoma (lesser devil ray)
Lineage: Eukaryota; Metazoa; Chordata; Chondrichthyes; Myliobatiformes; Myliobatidae
Gene: gpatch1
Product: G patch domain containing 1
Exons: 14
Coding region: 1-2031 (676 amino acids)
Cellular component (GO): nucleus
Molecular function (GO): RNA binding
Source: RefSeq, a predicted model, not a curated record